Aedes albopictus (Asian tiger mosquito) is the source of this 1358-nucleotide messenger RNA. RefSeq lists its product as uncharacterized. The transcript has 3 exons. NCBI's taxonomy places the organism in Eukaryota, Metazoa, Arthropoda, Insecta, Diptera, Culicidae. Bases 609 to 1043 code for a protein of 144 amino acids. The record is from RefSeq and is a predicted model, not a curated record.
UCGGGUCGUCGGCGGCGGCAGCGGUGUUGUUGUUCUUUGUUGGUGGGACCGCUGUACUGCUGGCCGCCUGAACGGGUGAUGACUGGCCCUCCGUGUUUGAGCAGGAAUUAAUUUUUAUUUCGGCUUCGAUUGCCUCCCCUUCCAAUCGAGCGUGAAGAGCCUUCGAUGCCACAGUAGUUAACACCCAUUCCCAAGGGAAGAAGAUUCGACGACGAGGACGACGCGCUAAAUUGGCGCUAGAAAAGUGACAAAGCAGAGCAGAUUAGCACUUUUGAUUUGAACGAGCUGAUACAAAUCCUCUGAAAAGGAAGCGUGAGCCAGAAGAUCCCAGCUGGGAUAGGAAGUGAACGAAACAUUAAGUGGAAAUUGUGUCAAGUUAUUGUGUGUCGGGAAAAGUGUGUGCAAACAAGUGCCGCCGGGUUCCGUCAUAGAGCUUGCGGAGAUAAGCUAAGGAAAGACAUCAUUGAUCGGCAGCGGAAAUCGAGAUUUUCAUUUCUUGCUUCAGUUGUUGUGCGCGCUCCAGUCGGUUGGUCGGUUGGUGCUGGGUGGGAGACAAGUGCGGUUAUGAAAUUAGACAGACAGAGACGGAAGCAAUAAUAUCAGCAGAGAUGCGAAAAACGGGAAGCUUAGCAGCCGUAAUCUUGCUGAUUACCGUCGGAUUAGCGGGAAAAGUUUUCGCAUUUAGCCAUGGAAAGGCAAGAGGCGAGGUUUCCGCUGCACAACGAUAUUUUGAUGCCGUUGCACCCGAAGAUAGAGAAGCCUUCCUGAAAUAUUACUUGGACAAAGCCCUCGAGGAACGUGAUCCGACAUAUAGCAGCAUAACUCCUGCCGAUUUCUCCUUCAUCAUUUAUGAGGACUCCAAUUCGGCAUCGUCCACUUCCAGAGACAGCCCAUCCGCCGAGGAAUCACCGGUCCCGCCCAACGUAGUGGAUGUUGCGCUGAACGUGAACGGACCUGACAACUGUGUCAAGUACUCGCUGGUUUGCUACAGCUCCGGAUGCAUCGAUCCCACCAAUAUCGCCAACAUAUGCUGUCCGUUUUAAUCAAAUUGCAAUUUAGUAGUAGCCGGCGAAAAAAAAAAACACUGGCCCCAACAAUAACGCGCAAUCCUGCGAUUAAGUGGUCCCAUUUGGGCGAUCGGUUUGUCGUUUCGCUUUUUGUUCCUAAUUGAUUGCAUUAGGGAAAAUAUAUUUAUUUGUGAAUUUCCGGCUGGAUGGUUGUUGUGGUUUGAAGCAACAGAUGUGCUUUGCCAAAGGGAACGUUUGUAAGCGGUUCCUGUGUUGGAGGUCCAGUUUUCAUUUAUCCAAAUUAGAGACUUCCGAAAUGUAUGAUAAAUAAAGUAUAUUGUCAUAAAGGUA